Messenger RNA from Nerophis ophidion (straightnose pipefish), 858 nucleotides. Its product is annotated as high choriolytic enzyme 1-like. The record is from RefSeq and is a predicted model, not a curated record. NCBI's taxonomy places the organism in Eukaryota, Metazoa, Chordata, Actinopteri, Syngnathiformes, Syngnathidae. Gene Ontology annotation, biological process: proteolysis. The transcript has a single exon. Bases 37 to 813 code for a protein of 258 amino acids. Gene Ontology annotation, molecular function: metalloendopeptidase activity; zinc ion binding.
UCUGAACAGCAGAACUCCCCAAGAACCAAGCUGAAAAUGAGUCCCUUUUCCAGUCUGCUGAUGCUCCUCUUGCUGGGCCUCGCUCAGGCUCAACAGGACACGGAUGAAGAAUUCUCAGGAAAUGAGGAGGAGACCGUUGACCUUACCACCGCCAUUCUGACCACCAACAACGGCACGAGUGAGUCCCUCCUGGAAGGAGACAUGCUGCUUCCCAAAACCAGAAAUGCCCUGAAGUGCUUCUCCAACAGCUGCCUGUGGAAGAAGUCCUUCAACGGCUUGGUGACGAUCCCCUAUGUCAUCAGUCCUCAGUUCAGCGGCAUGGAGAGGCAGAAGAUUGAGAACGCGGUUAAGUCUUUCCACGGCAGGUCCUGCGUCCGCUUCGUCCCCCGGCGCAAUGAGUACGACUUCGUCAGCGUGGAGAACGGAGGCGGCUGCUUCUCGGCUCUGGGCCGACAGGGAGGGAGGCAGGUGCUGUCACUCAACCGUGACGGCUGCAUCUACCACGGCAUCAUCCAGCACGAGUUCCUCCAUGCUCUGGGCUUCCAGCACGAGCAGACCAGAAGCGACCGCGACAGCUACGUCAGGAUCGUCUGGGAGAACAUCGACCGAGCGAUGGCCUUCAACUUCCACAAGCAGGACACCAACAACCUGAACACCCCCUAUGACUACUCCUCCAUCAUGCACUACGGAAGAACAGCCUUCAGCGUCAACGGGAGAGACACCAUCGUCCCUUUGUCCCACGCCAACAUCGGCCAGAGGCGGGGUCUGUCCAGAGUGGACAUCAGCAGGAUCAACCUGCUUUACGGCUGCUAAUGACACCAAUGUUGACCGCAUCAGCAUUUUUCUCAAAUGUAUGAA